Molecule: messenger RNA, 357 nt
Organism: Fusarium proliferatum ET1
Lineage: Eukaryota; Fungi; Ascomycota; Sordariomycetes; Hypocreales; Nectriaceae
Exons: 1
Coding region: 1-357 (118 amino acids)
Source: RefSeq, a predicted model, not a curated record
AUGCAGCUCUGGUUGGACGCUAUGGACUUCUCCAAGUUGCACACUUUGUCAAUCGAGUAUGGGAACACUCGGCCAGAAGGGAAAAGCUUACUCGUUAAUCUUCCCCGAGCAUUAACAGGUCUCGAGAAUCUCUCUAUUCAAGUUCGGUGGUUAAAUUGGAGAAAACAUCUGGCAGACUGGGAAGCUGCCCCAGGGCCAUUACCAAAGAACAAGUGGUCUUCUUCACCGCCUCCUCCUGCCCUCGAUUUUAUCUUGGCAUUACCUCCAACAUUGAAGAAGCUUAUCUGGAAGGAGAGUGAAACUGUCCAUGAGGAUAUCUUCAACCCUGUUUUAAAGCAUCACGGAUCCUCGCUAUAA